GGGCCUCCAGAGAGGAUGUCACCAACAUGGACUGUUCUCAAGCAGACUCUGAAGGAUUUUAGGACUGUGGCAGUGGAUGUUUUCUUUAGCGGUCACAGAGAGAGCUUCAAGAGAUCCACUAUCCUCCUCAUCAUAUGCGUCUUCCUCAGCGUCCUCCUCAGCGUCUUGCUCUACCUCUACCUCCUCUGCACUCUCACCUAUGACCCCGCAGUGGCCGGGGGAAUCUCUGUGCUCCACUGGCUGCUGUUGACUGUAGCCCUCUUCCUGUCCAAGAGAAUACGAUGCUUGCUGACUCUUCUGCUCAUCUCUAUAUUUACCAAAAAAAGUCGCAAUCUCCUUUUGACCGCCGGGACAAGUUUAGUUGUGCUCGGGAAUAUUCGCAACACUUUAGAGAAUCUGACAGGUUUGGUUCGGAGCAUGAUCUGCAACCUUAGGGCCAAGAAGGCGUCAGUCACGGCUCCUUUCAGUAACUACGUAGCCAUGUUGAAAUGGUUGGCUGGCGUACUGCAAGGGGUGACGGAUCUCGGGGUCGUUAACAUGGAUUCGCAGCUUAAGAUCUCUUCUAAGGUGGACUUGGAAGAAUUCAGGGAGCGACUCAGCCAAGCAGAACUAAAGCUGAAUCAAAGCGUCAAAUACGCCGUGACUUUUAUGAACACAGUCUCCUCUGGGAAGGAACGUGUUUAUCCGGUCAUCAGCUUCCUGGUGCUCACCGUCUUCAUCGCCUUGCACAUAAAAAAUUACCGCAGUGACCCGACAUACAAAAAUAACUUCAUCAGCAGCAAAUUUGUUCAUUAUGACGAGAAGCAGAAGGCAGAAGGACGGCGCCACGUUCUUCCUCUCACAUCAGAGGAGGAGAAGCUUUAUCCCUCACUCCCUUCCCUGCGUCCUACAGCCCAGGAAGGAAAAGCUCUGUUGAAAUUUGGCCUUCCAGUUGUGUGCCAUUUGUUUGCUUGGGUUCUAUUUAUAACCGUGGAUGCCUUGUUUUACUGCUUCGUUGUUAUUGUAACAACCAAGCUAUCGGAGAUGAAACCGUUCCAUGUCCCUCUGCUGCUGAGACUCAAAGGGGUGGCAACUCUAAUUGGCAUACAGUUGAGUGAAGAGAAUCACCUGAAAGACUUCUCUUAUUCCGUGACGCUGUUUGAGAAGCAGUGUCUCCCCAGUCCCAAACCUCUGCUCUACAGCUCGGUGGUUCCGCUGGCCGCCAUAUUGCUGAUCUUGUUAUUUAUGGCCCCACUGGCAGCCAAGGCGGUCCAGUUCAGGCUCCUGGUGUUUGAGAAAUUCUACUCCAACGCAGCAGAAGAGAGGAUAAAGUUCCUGCAUGCCAAAAUUCUGAGGAAACGGUUAAAAAGGAGGAGGGCGAAAGCGAAGAGUAGCCCUUUUACUUCACUCAUCAGUAAGCCACAUUUCUGGUGUCCGUUGUUUUUCCCAGAAGAGGACAAUGUUGUGUGAGGAAACUUGUCCUCACAAAGGAUCCAUUACCGGUGCUGCUCAGAAGAUUUCCAUGUUGUACUCUGGUGACUCAUUUUAAAACCUGAUGUGCAAUAAUAAAAUCAGCUACUGACAUAUUUUAAGUCUAUUUGAAAUUCGACAUCAUCAUGUUGAAGCUGGUACACUUGCUCAAAGCUUUAAACAAGUAUUUAUAUCCUAACUGAUUUUUGAGAAGAUUACAUGUCUAUUGUGUUUUGUACAGUACUUAAACAUAAAAAAGAUCAACAUCCAAAAGUUGUAAGUAUUUUUGGACAAGUAAAUACGUAUCUCUAACUUCAGGCUACCAACAGUAGUCUGAUUGUAUUUGUCCCAGGGAUGUUACUGUAGUCAGAAAGUAUUAACUGCCAUUCAGGUGUUGACUGUGCCAAACGUUUCUCUUGAUGAGCCUUCGGAAUUGUUUGCCUGUAAGUAUUGUAUGCCUAUUAUACAUUUUAGUUUUCUAUUUAAUUAUCUUAUUUGUUAAUGUUUCAGAAUCGCCAUGUAAAAUCCCCGAUGCUAAUCGCUAUGGGAUUGACUAUAUGAUUUAGCAUCGAGCUAGCACAAUUAUUGAAAUUGAUUUUAUCUUAUGUCAAAAAUAUUUUUGUAUUUGACUUGUUAUAAUUGACACCCUUUAUUUAUCUAAUUUAACAGAGCUUCAAAGUAAACAUACAAUGGAACUCAUCUGCAUUCUGUGUUUGAUAGAUUAUAUAGAUACUUUAUAAUCACUGAUAUCGGAAAAAUUUAUUAUUGAUCGUUGGCGGCAAAUUAUUUUGCUACAGCAAAGGCAUGUUCAGAUAGGAGUGACGUGAAUUAUAUUUAUAUAGCGCUUUUUCUCCAGAGACUCCAAGCGCUUCACAUAUUGACAUCACAUGGACAAAGAUAAGACCUUCUGGAGGAAAGUUCUGUGGUCAGAUGACACAAAAAUGUAGCUGUUUGGCCACAAUACCCAGCAAUAUGUUUGGAAGAGAAAAGGUGAGGCCUUUAAUCCCAGGAACACCAUCCUACCAUCAAGCAUGGUGGUGGUGGUAUUAUGCUCUGGGCCUCUUUUGCUGCCAAUGCAACUGGUGCUUUAAAUGGGACAAGGAAAAAGGAGGAUUACCUCCAAAUUCUUCAGGACAACCUAAAAUCAUCAACCCCGGAAGUUGGAUCUUGGGCGCAGUUGGGUGUUCCAACAGGACAAUGACCCCAAACACACGUCAAAAGUGGUAAAGGAAUGGCUAAAUCAGGCUAGAAUUAAGGUUUUAGAAUGGCUUUCCCAAAGUCCUGACUUAAACGUGUGGACAAUGCUGAAGAAACAAGUCUGUGUCAGAAAAGCAACAUAUUUAGCUGAA
Entelurus aequoreus (snake pipefish) is the source of this 2798-nucleotide messenger RNA. RefSeq names its product dendritic cell-specific transmembrane protein. The transcript is spliced from 3 exons. Lineage: Eukaryota; Metazoa; Chordata; Actinopteri; Syngnathiformes; Syngnathidae. Gene Ontology annotation, cellular component: membrane. The record is from RefSeq and is a predicted model, not a curated record. The coding region runs from base 16 to 1449 and encodes 477 amino acids.